Cylindrotheca closterium is the source of this 1794-nucleotide messenger RNA. Lineage: Eukaryota; Bacillariophyta; Bacillariophyceae; Bacillariales; Bacillariaceae. The record is from the annotation of a GenBank genome assembly.
AUGUCCGACGAUAGCUCAGUAGAGCGUCGCCAAGAGGAGGCUCGUAUGAAGGAGCUUCUGAAUUUAGCCAUGGAAGAAGACGAUUCGAACGACAACGAUGAUGUUGAAGCGAUGCCGGAUAUUGCAAAUGACAAAUCGGACUCUAAACUUUCUGCAGUCUCUCCUGGAGGCCCAAAGCCAAAGAAACCGAAGAAACCAUCCACAAGACGUAAGCUUCACAAGAAAUUGACCGAAUCCAUCAGCUCGUCUCGAGAUUCGAAAUUGACUGAAGAAGAUGCCGCCAAGCUCUUUGGAUCCAAGCAACGUACCAGCUACAUGGCAGGAGCAACCGACCUCAGCGAUGGCUCCUUUCGAUCAGAUCAGGAUAUAAAGCGAUCCCAGCGGCGAGUUUCCCAGUACGAUCUGACCAUGACAGUUUUUGUCAUAUUUUCGUUUGGGGGGGCACUUGGAUUGCUCGUUCUCUUGAUUACGCCAACAUCUACACAAAAAGCGGUGCAGAUCCCAGCAAAAGCAAAUGGGGCCCUGGCGAUCGGGAGUACUUCUUCUGAUUGUGACGAUAUUAUUGCCACCCUCGACGCCAGUCAAUUUGUCAAUAGUACCGCCUUGGGUGAUGAGGAUUCCCCUCAACACCAGGCCAUGCACUGGAUCUGUGAGCAUGAUCCCGCCAAGUUGGAGGUUGAUGAUCCGGCAUUUCUGACUCGAUAUGCUCUAGCCGUCUUGUUUUAUGGAACUUCUGGUAGAUCACCUGAAGAGACAAGUGCCGAGGAAACAGAUUGGAUCGAUCACGAAAAUUGGUUAACUGGAGCCGGGUACUGUUCUUGGUUUGGCAUUACAUGUGUUGACGAAGAAGACAAUUUGGAGCUGGAUUCUAAUGGCGAGAUUCUGCAGAUUGAAUUGUCUCAGAACUUCUUGUCUGGAAGUUUGCCCCCUGAACUGUCUGCAAUCUCGGAUGCCUUUGGGUUUCAUUUUGAUUCCAACUUUCUAUAUGGCAGCAUCCCCACUCAUUUCGGCCUAUUGACCAACCUUCGCGAGUUGUGGCUAUCUGACAACAAGUUGAACGGACUCAUUCCUAUUGAACUUGGAAACAUGGUGGAGCUUCGAGAGCUAGCAGUUGCUGCCAACGAAUUGACAGGCGAAAUACCGGAAACCUUAUCCCAAGCGACUCACAUGCAUUCCUUUGCCUUGGAAGACAAUCAUUUGAAAGGAACUAUCCCUGCUGUGAUAUUUAGGUCGUUGACUGCUUUGGAGUCAUUCCAUGCCAGCAACAACGAACUUACAGGAAGCAUUCCAGAAGAGCUUUACGGCAUGAUUACACUCUCAACAGUCCGAUUGUCCGAAAAUGAGCUUUCUGGUUCCAUUUCGGAAAACCUUGGGCAAAUGAUUAAUCUCGAGAGCUUGCAUCUGACUGGCAAUCACUUCACCGGAGAAAUUCCCGAUGUGUUCUCCAAUUUGGAUGUAUUGAUCGAGUGUAAACUAGGCCAGAAUGAAUUAACUGGGGGUGUUCCUGUUUCCUUGGGCGAGAGCCUGGCAUUAGUGGAGUUGGCCUUUGAGGGCAAUACCUUGACGGGCGACGUCCCGGAUGAAAUCUGUGCCUUGUCCGAACUUGGAAGUCUAGAAGCCUUGACGGCUGACUGCUACACCGAGGUGGAAAGUAGCAAAGGAACAAUUGACCUGUCGAACAUUGAAGGCGCACAACUAAUCGAAGCGGGGGAACUCGGGGGUCUGAUCAACGAAGAGGAAGAUGUAGUUGAACUUGAUGGUGUGUUCUGCGAUUGCUGUACCGAAUGCUUCUAA